CUCUCCUGAUAUUAAAUUAGGUUAUGGUUGGAUCCAAGUUGAUAAGAAUAAAAAAAUCACUAACUCUUUUUCAGGUGCGCUGUCACAAUGGCCAUCAUCAACACGUGCAGAAAUCUUUUCUCUACUUACAGCAAUUCUAACAUGUCCAGCAAAUAGUAUUAUAAAUAUAUACUUAGAUUCACAAGCUACUAUUGAUGGUUUUAACAAUUGGAAACAAAAAUCAAAAACCAUUAGAUCCUACCUUAAAGUUAAUAAUUUUUCUUUAUGGGAAAGCAUUUAUUCAACAAUGGAAAAAUAUAAUUUAAUAGUAAAUUUAACAAAAGUUAAAGCUCACUCCAAUAAAUAUCCUCUCAAUGAUACAGCUGACUCACUAGCCAAAUUGGGAA
Messenger RNA from Entrophospora candida, 386 nucleotides. The record is from the annotation of a GenBank genome assembly. Lineage: Eukaryota; Fungi; Glomeromycota; Glomeromycetes; Entrophosporales; Entrophosporaceae.